AUGCCUGACCCUUGGAAGCACGUGCUAUCCACGAAAGACCUCUACAAGUGCCUCCUUUCCGAGCGACCUGAUUCUCUCCCAUCUGUUACGCCUAGCUACCUCGAAGCCGGCAAUAAACCAGAAAUCGAACAUUCACAGGAAGGUUCGGCUUGUGCUGAAGGGCUUCGCAGACGUCAUGGUUGUUCUGAAAAUGGUCGAUCCAGUCAGACUCCUAAUCCCACAGGUACUGGAGCACAGCACAAUUCAGAUGAUGCGCAGGCAAGGCACGAUAGGCGCGUAAAGCGAGUGGAGAAGCAGAUGGAGACUGUCUUACAAGAGGCAAAAGCGGACCGUUAUCACGUUUUCAUCUGUUGGGGCAAGCAGAAUGAGUGUGAUAUAUUGGCUGUGGCAAUUGAGAAAGUCAAGUUGGAAAGCCAAAGUGAGCUAUGGAAGGAGAUCCGCCGAGCGUACUACGCAAGCCGUGGCUCGUGGCGCAAGUUUGUGCCUCUCCUCCGUGUGAAGAAUGUGAGCAAGGCAUCGAUAUCCAUAUUAGGUGCGCGAGGAUAUCUGGAGACUUCUGAGGGUGUUCGCAACGCUCGUUUCCUGGGAAUAUGCAGCAAGGACGAGCCCGCGGCCCAGCGGCGGAAGGAACUCGAGACAGCCAAGAAUUCCAUCAAGAAAACCACCGAUUGUUACUACGAUGCAGUCACCGGUAAGACCGAGCAUUUGGACAUCGAGUGUCCAGAGUACUGGGGAGAAAAUGAAGGCUUUUGCCCUACAGAAAGCCUCCACCAUCUGAACGAGGCCCUCUCAACCUUAUCGAUGCGACCCUUCCUGAGUCUUAUGUUUCAUAACCCCACAACAAGCGAAGCUAAUGCGCAGCUCUCGCGAGAGAAGCUUAUAUACAGUCCAUGGUAA
Molecule: messenger RNA, 897 nt
Organism: Cyphellophora europaea CBS 101466
Lineage: Eukaryota; Fungi; Ascomycota; Eurotiomycetes; Chaetothyriales; Cyphellophoraceae
Exons: 2
Coding region: 1-897 (298 amino acids)
Source: RefSeq, a predicted model, not a curated record